Molecule: messenger RNA, 2210 nt
Organism: Ochotona curzoniae (black-lipped pika)
Lineage: Eukaryota; Metazoa; Chordata; Mammalia; Lagomorpha; Ochotonidae
Gene: ZNF503
Product: zinc finger protein 503
Exons: 4
Coding region: 162-2117 (651 amino acids)
Biological process (GO): negative regulation of DNA-templated transcription
Cellular component (GO): nucleus
Source: RefSeq, a predicted model, not a curated record
UGGAAGGCGGCAAAGGCUUUAAUCUCCCCCUUGGUGCAGCUGCUUUUGAAGUGUGUUUCCUCGCCAGAGCCCCGGCUGGACAGGCAGCGGCUCACAUCGCGGAGCGCGCCCCGCGCAGCCCCAAGCCCUCCCCCCGCUGCUCCCAUGCGCGCGGGUGGGUCAUGAGCACAGCGCCCUCGCUUUCUGCCCUAAGAAGCAGUAAGCACAGCGGCGGCAGCGGCGGCAGUGGCGGCGGCGGCGGCGCAGACCCUGCCUGGACCAGCGCGCUCUCUGGAAACAGCUCCAGCUCCAGCUCCGGCCCCGGCCCAGGCUCGGCCCCGGCCGGCAGCACCAAACCUUUUGUGCACGCCGUGCCCCCUUCUGACCCCCUGCGCCAGGCUAACCGCCUGCCCAUCAAGGUGCUGAAAAUGUUGACGGCGAGGACUGGCCAUAUUUUGCACCCUGAGUAUCUGCAGCCCCUGCCCUCCACGCCCGUCAGUCCCAUCGAGCUGGAUGCCAAGAAGAGCCCGCUGGCGCUGUUGGCACAAACCUGCUCGCAGAUCGGCAAGCCCGACCCCUCGCCCUCGUCCAAACUCUCUUCGGUCACCGCCAAUGGGGGCGCGGGUGGUGCCGGCGGCGGUGGCGCUGGGGGCGACAAGGAUGCCAAGUCAGGCCCCCUGAAGCUGAGCGACAUCGGUGUGGAGGACAAGUCGAGUUUCAAGCCGUACUCCAAACCAGGCUCGGAUAAGAAGGAGCCGGGAGGUGGAGGUGGAGGCGGCGGCGGCGGAGGUGGCGGCGGGGGUGUUUCAACAGAGAAGUCAGGAUUCCGGGUACCGAGCGCCACCUGCCAGCCAUUCACACCCAGGACAGGCAGCCCAAGCUCCAGCGCCUCGGCCUGCUCGCCAGGAGGCAUGCUGCCCUCGGCCGGGGGCGGCCCGGAGGGCAAAGACGAUAAAAAAGACCCGGACGCAAGCGGUGGCAGCGGCAAGGGCGCUGGGGGCGCCUCGGCCGAAGGAGGAUCCACGGGGCUGGCGCACGGCCGGAUUAGCUGCGGCAGCGCCGGGAUGAAUGUGGACGUGAACCAGCACGCAGAUGGGGGCCCUGGGGGAAAGGCUCUGGGUGCGGACUGCAGCGGCUCCUCGGGCUCCAGCUCCGGCUCCGGACCCAGUGCGCCCGCCUCCUCCUCGGUGCUGGGCUCAGGGCUGGUGGCACCGGUGUCACCCUACAAACCGGGUCAGACAGUGUUCCCUCUGCCUCCGGCCGGCAUGACCUACCCUGGUAGUCUGGCCGGGGCCUACGCCGGCUACCCACCUCAGUUCCUGCCGCACGGCGUGGCGCUGGACCCCACCAAACCCGGCAGCUUGGUGGGCGCGCAGCUAGCAGCCGCCGCAGCCGGCUCUCUGGGCUGCAGCAAGCCAGCCGGCUCAAGCCCCUUGGCCGGAGCAUCGCCGCCGUCCGUGAUGACGGCCAGCUUGUGCCGGGACCCUUACUGCCUCAGCUACCAUUGUGCCAGCCACCUGGCUGGAGCAGCGGCCGCCAGCGCCUCGUGCGCGCAUGACCCUGCCGCGGCCGCAGCGGCGCUAAAAUCCGGAUACCCACUGGUGUACCCAACGCACCCACUGCACGGUGUGCACUCCUCGCUUACGGCCGCCGCUGCUGCAGGCGCCACGCCGCCCUCACUGGCUGGCCACCCCCUCUACCCCUAUGGCUUCAUGCUCCCCAACGACCCUCUCCCGCACAUCUGCAACUGGGUGUCAGCCAACGGGCCGUGCGACAAGCGCUUCGCCACGUCCGAAGAGCUGCUGAGCCACUUGCGGACCCAUACGGCCUUCCCGGGGACAGACAAACUACUGUCGGGUUACCCCAGCUCGUCGUCUCUGGCCAGCGCCGCCGCGGCCGCCAUGGCUUGCCACAUGCACAUCCCCACGUCAGGUGCUCCGGGCAGCCCUGGGACGCUGGCUCUGCGCAGCCCCCACCACGCGCUGGGACUCAGCAGCCGCUACCACCCCUACUCCAAGAGCCCGCUCCCCACGCCUGGUGCCCCCGUGCCGGUGCCGGCUGCCACCGGACCCUACUACUCCCCCUAUGCCCUCUAUGGACAGAGACUGACCACUGCCUCGGCGCUGGGGUACCAGUGAGGGCGGCUGGGAGGGCCAGCAAGGGAGAGGACGCUCCCGGGGGAGGGGAGCGCGGAGGGUGGGGCGCGAUCAAGGCCGAAGCUGUCGACCCCC